Messenger RNA from Fomitiporia mediterranea MF3/22, 4401 nucleotides. RefSeq names its product signal sequence binding protein. Gene Ontology annotation, biological process: protein targeting to vacuole; Golgi to vacuole transport; Golgi to endosome transport. NCBI's taxonomy places the organism in Eukaryota, Fungi, Basidiomycota, Agaricomycetes, Hymenochaetales, Hymenochaetaceae. The transcript has 13 exons. Bases 1 to 4401 code for a protein of 1466 amino acids. Gene Ontology annotation, molecular function: protein binding. Gene Ontology annotation, cellular component: Golgi apparatus; membrane. The record is from RefSeq and is a predicted model, not a curated record.
AUGGCUUUUAAAUCCGGAUUAAGCUAUGCAGUGCUUUUGUUCUCGCUAGCUCUAUUCAACUUGGUCCAUAUUGUCGAAGCACAAGGUCAACCAGAAGUAACCUACACUACGUUUCGCAACUUCCCUUCUCGACUGUUUUUCUUCGACGACGCACCGGCUUCCAUAUAUUUUGACUCAAUAGACGGAAUAGUUUACGUGUCGCAAGAUGAAGGGAAGAGUUGGAAGGAAGCAGACAUCCCCAAAGGCGAAGCAUUGCAGGUUAUCGAGCAUCCUUCCGACAACCAAUAUGCUUUCGUACUGACGAAGGGCACGAAACACUAUCGAACUUCGAACCGAGGUCAAACCUGGCAAUCAUUUGAGAUGCCUGUACCGCCUUCAUAUGUGCCCUUCCCACUAUCUUUCCAUUCCGACCCGAGUAAUUUCGGAUAUAUAUUGUAUCAGGGCACCAAAUGUGUCAGAUCCACGUUUGGUUGGGGCUCUAUCUGCCACGACGAGACAUACUAUACUACGGAUGCUUUUUCGACAACUCCGGACCUCUUGCUGUCGGAAACAUCACGUUGCCAAUUUGCCCACUCCUCAAAGGACUUCAAACACGACGCACAUCACGAUCUCAUAUACUGUGUUGCUUUCGAUACAACGUCAAGCACGGGUACUCAUUCGCUCUCGUCGUCACGGUUGUUCGCAUCCACGGAUUUCUUUAAGAAUGAUCAACGAACCGUCGAUUUAGGCAUUGGCAAGAAUGCGCGUGGUGUUCUCGCGUUCGCCAUCGUCUCCAAAUUUGCUGUGGUCGCUCUCAAGGACCUUGCAGGUUCAGGUGAUAUGUUGCUCUACGUUAGCGUUGAUGCGCAAACUUGGGCGCGUGCUCAUUUCCCUCACCAAUCAAGCGCACAAUUGCGGGAGAAUGCAUACACGAUUGUCGAAGGAACGACGCAUUCUCUUGGUGUUGACGUCCUGUUACACGCCCAGGCCACAAUUGGCACGUUCUUCGUUAGCAACUCCAACGGCACCUACUUCGUCGAAAGUUUGCGCGACACAAAUCGAAAUGACCUCGGAUUCGUCGAUUUUGAAAACAUCUAUGGGGUUGAAGGUGUCGGGAUUGCGAAUGUCGUCGCAAACGCACAAGACGUGGAAGGACGAGGUGUUCCGAAGCAACUUCAGAGUCGUAUUACUUUCGACGAUGGUUCGACCUGGACUCGCUUAACUCCACCCGACCGUGAUACAUCCGGUUCAACCAUCGGAUGCAACCCAAGCGAUCAGGAUGCAUGUUCGUUACAUCUCCACAGCGUUACUGCACCGCACAACUUCGGGCGCAUUUUCAGUUCGCCUGCUCCAGGCCUUGUCCUUGCUGUGGGUUCCGUCGGACCAUACCUGAAACCAUACGAAGAAUGUGAUACCUUUCUGAGUACCGAUGCCGGAAUUACCUGGAAAAUGGUAUCACGGGAAGCACACAAGUACGAAUUUGGUGAUCAGGGUAGUAUCAUGGUACUCGUGAACGAUGAAGAUGGCGUUAAUGAAGUACGCUAUACAAGCGACCUCGGACGCUCUUGGACGACACUCACGCUUGACCAUCGGUUCCGAGCUCGUGCAUUAACAACCGUACCGGAUUCGACAUCUCAGAAGUUCAUGCUUGUCGGACAGCUAGCCCGAAAAGAUCAGACGGGUGACGGUCGUUUUGUUGUCAUAUACCUUGAUUUCGCGCCGACGCGUAAUCGUCAAUGUGGUGAUAACGACUUCGAAAGAUGGUAUGCGCGUAGUGGUAGCAGCAGCGAAUGCAUCAUGGGGCACAAGCAAUGGUACCGCCGUCGCAAGCCCGAUGCCGACUGCUACGUCGGACACAAGUUCGACGAUCCAGUUGAGCACGAAGACAACUGUCCUUGUACAGAUGCGGAUUACGAAUGCGACUACAACUUCAUUCGCAACGGUGAUCAAUGCGUGCCAGCAGGACCAGAACCAAUUCCAGCAGGCACCUGCAAUGAUCCGAACGGCAAGUACAUGGGAUCAUCUGGAUACCGUCUCAUUCCUGGGAAUACUUGCGACCAGAGCCGUGGAAAGAAAAAUGAUAAUCCUGUUGAGAAAGAUUGCUCUCAAGCACAACCGGAGGAAGGUGAAGUCACUCACCAGACUUUCGAAUUUGCAUCAGAGAUCGCACAGUAUGCUUAUUUCAAAGAAUCAACUACCAUUCUCGUACGCCUCCACGACGGUAGUAUCUGGCAAUCGAGCAACGAAGGUUAUUCAUGGAACCAACUCUUCCCCGACGAACGAUUCGUUGUCUUCUACCUCCACACUUAUUCCCACGACCGCGGUUAUCUCCUCACAGCAUCCAACAAAUUCUACUACACAACCGACACAGGGAAAAACUGGCAUUCUCAAGACGCACCAUCCCCACCAAACACCUUCGGAGCAGUAAUCAUGCAUUUCCAUCCCAAUUCCGAGUACAUCAUUUGGACAGGGGACGUAGACUGUACAGGAAAUGGGAAUAAUUGUCACUCGGAGGCGCGUUUCUCCACUGACAACGGUCGGAACUGGCAUUUCAUCGAAUCCUAUGUCCGGAAUUGCGCGUGGGCGCGCGAUAAAGAGCUUAAGAUUGAUAGCUCGCAGAUUAUUUGCGAGUCCUAUAAGGAGAAGCAGGGCAAUCAACGGCUCUUCAACGUCGAUAUUAACCCUCUGCAACUUGUUGGUGGGGCGCAGUUCUACAGGAAUAAGCAGGUUAUCUUCGACCGUGUCGUUGGUUUUGCUAAGUUCUCAGAGUUCCUUAUCGUUGCGGAGUAUCUUGAGGAGCAGAGGGCGCUGGAUCUUCAGGUCUCUCUAGACGGAAAGAACUUCGCAGCUGGUGUCUUCCCGCCGACUCUUCGGCCUCAGAACCAUGCAUACACAAUUCUCGAAUCCAGCACGAAAGCUGUAUUCAUGCACCUCACGACUUCAGAAUUCCCUGCACCAUAUUGGGGAGCGAUCAUGAAGUCAAACGGUAAUGGUACAUAUUUCGGUGUCUCAGCUGACUAUGUCAACCGGAACGACCGCGGCUACGUUGACUUUGAGAAGAUGAUUAACCUCGAUGGGAUUGCGCUUAUUAACGUCGUGUCUAAUCCUCAGGAGGCUGUCUUUUCGGGGAGGAAGAAGCUUCAGUCGAGGAUUACACACAAUGACGGUGGUACCUGGAAGCCGUUGAUGCCGCCAAGCGUCGAUUCUCAUGGACAAUCAUAUGACUGUUCUUCCACGAAGUGUGGACUCCAAAUUCACGGUUAUACCGAACGCUUCGACACUCGCGCGACUUACAGCAGCCCAUCCGUCCCAGGCCUAGUCAUGGCCGUCGGCAACGUAGGAGAAAAGCUCGCUCCAUACGGUGACAGCGAUACCUUCCUAAGCCGGGACGCCGGUUUCUCCUGGCAAGAGAUACACAAAGAUGCACAUCUUUGGGAGUUCGGAGACUAUGGCUCGAUCCUCGUCAUCGCCAACGACGAAGAACCAACAGAUCAUGUUUUAUUCAGUACGGACGAGGGUCUUACCUGGCGUGAAUACAAGUUCUCGGAGCAGGAGAAGGUCCGUGUGAAGUCGAUUGUUACGGUUCCACAGGAUACGAGUCGGCGAUUCAUACUUUUCGGGUUUUACCCUCGGUCUAUAUCGUCGGCUGUUGCUAUUCAUUUGGAUUUCUCGUCGCUGACCCGUAAACAAUGCGUUCUUGAUCCGGAAAAUCCGGGCCAAGAUGACUUUGAAUGGUGGAGUCCAGCAGAGCAACGUCAGGAGAGGUGUCUCUUCGGACGACAGACAUUGUAUCAUCGUCGCAUUCGUGACAGGAAUUGUUACGUCGGCAAACAGCAAAGGAUCGAAGAGAAGUUCGUCGAGAACUGUCAAUGCAGCGACAUCGACUUCGAAUGCGAGUUCAACCACGUUAGAAACGACGCUGGCGAAUGUGUCCUAGUUCCUGGAGCAACGCCUUUACCAGACGAUGAUUCAUGUCCAUACGGCGAAGAAUACUGGUACGAACGCACAGCAUACCGCAAGAUCCCAUAUUCUUCCUGUGAAGGUGGCCAACGCCCAGACAGAGGGACCGCACAUCUAUGUCCCGGCCUUCGAGGACACGGAUUCUUCUUCUGGGUCUUUGUCCUUUUCGUACCGAUAGCAUUAGCUGGCUUGGUAGGAUAUUGGAUCUACCGGCGUAGCGGCCUUGCAAGAGGCACGAUCCGUCUUCCUGGACCUGAUCUCCGACCUGCAUACUCUAACUCAAGCUUCCUGGACACGCUUGCUUCUGUACCAUGGUUUAUCAUCGGUCUGGCCGGCAUCGCUUGGGAGCGUAUUUCAUUAAGUUUGCCCUUCGGUCGCCGAGGCUUCCGCGCGCGCAGUGGGUACAGACACGUCCCUGUCGAUGAGGACGCGCAAGUGCUACGAUUCGAAGAUGAGGACUGA